Molecule: messenger RNA, 1599 nt
Organism: Nomascus leucogenys (northern white-cheeked gibbon)
Lineage: Eukaryota; Metazoa; Chordata; Mammalia; Primates; Hylobatidae
Gene: PNPLA1
Product: patatin like domain 1, omega-hydroxyceramide transacylase
Biological process (GO): triglyceride catabolic process; lipid homeostasis
Cellular component (GO): lipid droplet; cytoplasm; membrane
Molecular function (GO): triacylglycerol lipase activity
Source: RefSeq, a predicted model, not a curated record
AUGGAAGAACAGGUGUUCAAAGGGGACCCGGACACCCCUCACUCCAUCUCCUUCUCCGGCAGUGGAUUCCUCUCCUUCUACCAGGCAGGGGCCGUGGACGCCCUGCGGGACCUGGCCCCCCGGAUGCUGGAAACAGCCCACCGCUUUGCAGGGACAUCGGCUGGUGCUGUGAUCGCCGCCCUGGCCAUCUGCGGGAUUGAAAUGGAUGAGUACCUCAGAGUCCUCAACGUGGGUGUGGCCGAGGUGAAGAAAUCCUUCCUGGGGCCCUUGUCCCCGUCCUGUAAGAUGGUGCAGAUGAUGAGGCAGUUUCUGUACCGGGUCCUGCCCGAGGACUCCUACAAGGUCACCACGGGGAAGCUCCAUGUGAGCCUCACCCGCUUAACGGACGGAGAGAAUGUGGUGGUUUCAGAGUUCACGUCCAAGGAGGAGCUCAUUGAGGCCCUAUACUGCAGCUGCUUCGUCCCUGUGUACUGUGGCCUCAUCCCCCCGACUUACCGCGGUGUGAGGUACAUCGACGGGGGCUUCACGGGCAUGCAGCCCUGUGCCUUCUGGACCGAUGCCAUCACCAUCUCCACCUUCAGUGGGCAGCAGGACAUCUGUCCCCGGGACUGCCCGGCCAUCUUCCACGACUUUCGCAUGUUCAACUGCUCCUUCCAGUUCUCCCUGGAGAACAUCGCCAGGAUGACCCACGCAUUGUUUCCCCCGGACCUGGUGAUCCUGCACGAUUACUACUACCGAGGGUACGAUGAUGCAGUUUUGUACUUGAGGCGGCUGAAUGCUGUUUAUCUUAAUUCUCCCUCCAAGAGAGUGAUAUUCCCCCGGGUAGAAGUGUACUGCCAGAUAGAACUCGCCCUUGGCAAUGAGUGCCCUGAACGCAGUCAACCAAGCCUUCGAGCAUGGCAGGCCAGUCCGGAAGGAGCCACGCAACCUCACACGGAGUGGGUUCCCAAAGGGGAUGGAAGGGGCGGCCAUGGUCCGCCUGUGCCCCAACCUGUGCAGACACUUGAAUUCACAUGCGAGUCACCUGUUUCAGCACCAGUCUCUCCACUUGAACUGCCACCUGCACAGCCACUGGCCUCUUCAACGCCACUUCCUCCAACUGGCAUGCCACCUGUAUCAUUCCCAGCUGUGCAGAAGCCACCCAGCUCCACACCUGGCUCAUCACUGCCCACCCCACCACCUGGACUGUCACCUCUGUCACCUCAGCAGCAGGUACAACCGUCUGGAUCACCAGCCAGAUCCCCACACUCUCAGGCACCCACUUCACCCAGGCCACCCCUGGGGCCUUCAACUGUGGGGGCACCUCAAACACCACCCCGAAGUUCUCUUUCAGCCUUCCCUGCUCAGCCACCUGUGGAGGAACUAGGCCAAGAACAGCCCCAAGCUGUAGCUCCUCUUGUCUCUUCAAAUCCAAAAAGCGCUGUGCCUCUGGUUCAUGUGAAGGAAACCAUCAGCAAGCCUUACGUAAUGGAGAGCCCUGCUGAAGACUCAAACUGGGUGAAUAAGGUCUUCAAGAAGAACAAGCAAAAGACAAGUGGCACCAGAAAAGGCUUCCCAAGACAUCUGGGAUCCAAAAAACCAAGUGGCAAAGUGCAGUGA